Stegostoma tigrinum is the source of this 490-nucleotide messenger RNA. Its product is annotated as large ribosomal subunit protein P2-like. Gene Ontology annotation, molecular function: structural constituent of ribosome. The record is from RefSeq and is a predicted model, not a curated record. Gene Ontology annotation, biological process: cytoplasmic translational elongation. The transcript is spliced from 5 exons. NCBI's taxonomy places the organism in Eukaryota, Metazoa, Chordata, Chondrichthyes, Orectolobiformes, Stegostomatidae. Bases 118 to 453 code for a protein of 111 amino acids. Gene Ontology annotation, cellular component: ribosome; cytosolic large ribosomal subunit.
UAUUAUGUCUGAGAGUCGGGACGAGGCUCGCUCUUUUACAGUCCGGCGCCCAGUGCGUGAGGAGUUAUCAGAGGCUAGGCCUGCUCCACUCCCAAGCGCCUCACCCAGCUCGCCAGAAUGCGUUACGUCGCAGCUUACCUCCUUGCUGUAUUGGGUGGAAAUGCCUCCCCAUCUUCAAAGGACAUCAAGAAGAUUUUAGACAGUGUUGGCAUUGAAGCUGAUGAUGAGCGACUGAAUAAGGUCAUCAGUGAGUUGAAAGGCAAGAAUGUAGAUGAUGUCAUUGCUGCUGGCAAUGCCAAACUUGCAAGUGUCCCAGCUGGUGGGGUCGCAACUGCUGCUGCCACAGUUGGUGCUGCUCCAGCUGCAGCAGCUGUUGCUGAAGAAAAGAAGGAAGAGAAGAAAGAAGAAUCUGAAGAAUCAGAUGAUGACAUGGGCUUUGGUCUCUUUGACUAGAUUCAAAACUCUUAAAAUAAACUUUUCUGUAUUCUAA